Molecule: messenger RNA, 919 nt
Organism: Acanthopagrus latus (yellowfin seabream)
Lineage: Eukaryota; Metazoa; Chordata; Actinopteri; Spariformes; Sparidae
Product: G-protein coupled receptor 4-like
Exons: 3
Coding region: 1-750 (249 amino acids)
Biological process (GO): phospholipase C-activating G protein-coupled receptor signaling pathway; positive regulation of Rho protein signal transduction
Cellular component (GO): membrane
Molecular function (GO): G protein-coupled receptor activity
Source: RefSeq, a predicted model, not a curated record
AUGGUGUCAUGCAUAAUAAUUGCCAUCGGCCUUCUUCUGACCCUCAUGUCCAUCUGUGCUGUUUAUUCUCUGGUGAGAAAGGAUCAUGUUGUUUCGAUCUACGUCGUCAACCUUCUCAUUUCAGACCUCAUUCAGUACUGCUGCCUGAUCCUUGCAGUGACAGGGAGUGAUUUUGUGUUGUUUGGAAUUGCACUUUUAAUCUACAUUAUUAGUCUGAUGGUCAGUGUUGGCUUCAUGGUGUGCAUCGCCCUGGAAAGGUAUCUGCUCAUCGCCUGUCCACUGUGGUACUGCUUCAGAGAGUCCUCUGUGGUGGUCAGUGUUGUGGUCUGGAUCCUUUCUUCUGUCAGUUUCCUCACACUUUGUGUGUUGCAGGAUGUUUUUAUCACACAAAUCAUCAUAGGGACUUUCCUCCUCCUCCCUCUCCCACUGCUCAUCUUCUUCCUGGGUGGGACCAUCAGAGCUCUGUCUGCCAGUCAUGUCCCCGCUGAUGAAAAAAGAAGAAUAAUUGCAAUUUUGGUCCUGGUGCUGCUUAUUUACACACUGCGAUUACUGUCAUCCUUCAUUUUCUGUAUGGCAAAGAUGAACAGUCCCAGACACUUCCCAUACCUGGCAUUUGUGUUUGUGAUGUUGAGUCCCCUCGCCGACUUGCUUCUGUAUGUUUUCAUGAGGAAAGGGACCAUAGACAAGUUUCUGGCCUCUGUGUGUUGCUGCAGAAUGGACAGCAAUGAUAUCUGCAAUUCAACAGUAUGAAUGAUAAAAACAACUUUGUUAUUUCAUUUUUUUUUUGAGUUGCUAGUUGAUGUCUAUCAUUACCAUCCCAUAAUCAUGAAAGUAAAUCACAUAUGAUUAUUCUAUUAGCUGAGCUCAUUAAACUCACCACACCGUCUUGUUCCUGAAUUCUUUUAUUCUGACUGUUUGU